UCAUCUGGAUACACUCCGCAAUCGGACAGCCUCGCAGAGGCCAGCGGCGGGAAUCAUUCUGCCUGCCUCGUCCCCUCAGGACACAUCUAGCAGGAGGCAGUGCCCCGGGCCUUGGCACGACAGUGAAACAGGCACCGAGGACUGCCCGCGGAGCAGCCAGGGGUCCCGCCUUCAAAAUCAAACUGGCAACUGCCAAGCUGGAGCCGUCAAAGCCGAGCCUGGAACGGCGUUUGCCCGGACCAAGGCGGAAGCCGGAGCAUUUGGGAGACGGGACCGCGGGAUCCCGGAAACGGCCGGGCCGCAGCAGGCUGGCUGCUGCAAAGGCGGCAGGAGCGGUCGGCGCUGCGCGUCAGGGCUCGCGGGGGACCCGGCUGGCUCCGGAGCCUGGGGCUCCCAGUGGAGCUGAGCCGCGGCCCCGAGCCGGCCGAGCUGCACGGGAGGCAAAUGAAGAUAAAAGAAUGUCUGCCAACCUAAAAUACCUUUCCUUGGGAAUUUUGGUCUUUCAGACUACCAGUUUGGUUCUUACAAUGCGUUAUUCUAGGACUUUAAAAGAGGAGGGCCCUCGUUACCUAUCUUCUACAGCAGUGGUUGUUGCUGAACUUUUGAAGAUAAUGGCCUGCAUUUUAUUAGUUUACAAAGAUGGCAAAUGUAGUCUCAGAGCACUGAAUCGAAUCCUACAUGAUGAAAUUCUUAAUAAACCUAUGGAAACACUUAAACUUGCUAUUCCAUCAGGAAUAUAUACUCUUCAGAAUAAUUUACUCUAUGUGGCACUGUCGAAUCUAGAUGCAGCUACCUAUCAGGUCACAUAUCAGUUGAAAAUUCUUACAACAGCAUUGUUUUCUGUGUCUAUGCUUAGUAAAAAACUAGGUGUGUACCAGUGGCUCUCCCUAGUAAUUUUGAUGACAGGAGUUGCUUUUGUACAGUGGCCUUCAGAUUCUCAAAAGCUUGAGUCUAAGGAACUUUCUGCAGGCUCUCAGUUUGUAGGCCUCAUGGCAGUUCUCACAGCAUGUUUUUCAAGUGGUUUUGCUGGGGUUUACUUUGAGAAAAUCUUAAAAGAAACCAAACAGUCAGUAUGGAUAAGAAACAUUCAGCUUGGUUUCUUUGGGAGUGUAUUUGGAUUAAUGGGUGUAUACAUUUAUGAUGGAGAAUUGGUGUCAAAGAAUGGAUUUUUUCAGGGAUAUAACCGUCUGACCUGGAUAGUUGUCAUUCUUCAGGCACUUGGAGGCCUUGUAAUAGCUGCUGUUAUUAAGUAUGCGGAUAAUAUUUUAAAAGGAUUUGCAACAUCUUUAUCCAUAAUAUUAUCAACAUUGAUAUCCUACUUUUGGCUACAAGAUUUUGUGCCAACCAGUGUCUUUUUCCUUGGAGCCAUCCUUGUAAUAACAGCUACUUUCCUAUACGGUUAUGAUCCCAAACCUGCAGGCAAUCCCACUAAAGCAUAGCCAUAUACUGUCUUUAGCUGGUUUUUCACAAUGGUGCACUAGAAAUCUCAACAUUAAUCUUGCACAGAGGACUUCUACAGAUUCUAAGAAGAUACCAUCACACUGAAUCUGAUAUUGUUGAAAUGGUCUGAAAAUAUAAAAGUGUAAGGACAAAAUAUGUGUACUUAACAAAAUACCUAUUGCAUCUAGAAAUCAAAGCUUGAAAGUAUUUCCAGGGAUUAGAAUAAUUAUUGGAGAAAACAUGAAAUCUGAGUUUUAAAAGAUUUUACCUUUUUGAUUGCUGCAGAAAUGUCCUAUGCAUUCUUUGCAAGAGCACACAACAAAUGUCAGAUAAUUUUUGAAAAUUUGAUCUAUUUAAUCUUAUUAAAUGUUUUUUAUCUUACUCUUUCUGUACCAGUAUAUCAAAUCACAUGGAAUAUUCAAACUUUGAAAACUAUAAUUACCUCUUAAGCUGUGAAGAAAUAGAAGUAUGAUUUGGAAAACAUUUUCAUGUAUCAGAUUUUUAUAUUUAUACAAAAGAUUACUAAUCAAAGGAUUGCUAAAUGUUCUUUGUUCAACUACAUAGAAAUUGAUAAAGUAAUGUUCUGAGUUUGAUUUGUCAGAGAAUAAAAUUCAUUUUAAAUUUAACGAAGAGAAAUAUUUAUUUCUCCAUCUACAUUUUAAGAUCUUGCAGUGCUUCAAAACUGCUGAAAGCAAUCCAUUUGCUCCUGUGCUAGGUAUUAGCCAGUAACUUCCAUUAGUCCAUUAGUGGAGUUUUGUCCUUAAUUCUUAACUGCAUUUAUUUUCUGUAAAUCAGAUAAAUUCUUAAUAUUACUUUAAAUUUCUCUGUGCAUUUAAUUUCCAUGAAAUAUUUAAAAUAUAAUUUAAAGGGAUUAAAUACUCAUUUAAUAAUUUAAAAUAAUUAUUGUCUUAUCUCCAUUUGGAGAACUUUGAACUGUCAAAGCAUAUACUGUAUAAAAUUAGAAUGUUUUUAAAUUAAUAUUUCACUCAUCAAUCUAUAAAAACUUCCUUUAGUCUACAACUGUUAACAAACCAAAAAAAAAAAAAGGAUAGAUGUCAAUAAAUUGAGACCAAAUGACUUUUCUUAGAGACAUUCCAAAUUGCCAUGAUACUAUUUUAUUUCAAGUGGCACUGUAACUAUAAAUUCAGGGCUGCUCAUAAGAACUUUUAAGGCACCUCAUAAACUCAUCCCCAGGAAUAUUCUGAUCACAUGUCUGAGAGAGGUAGCCAAAUUCUGAGUUCCCUUCCAGUGGCCCCACAAAAGCUGCUGGGAAGGAGCCACCACUUUGCAUUAAAACAGUGGUUUCUUUUCCAUCUUGAUAAGCACUGGAGUUGAAGUUGCACAUUACAUGAGUUAUUUAAUAAAUUGGUUCAAAGGAGAAAAAAUAUAGUAGAAACAAUAAGAUGAACUGGUGGGCAAAAAUACUUUCUAAAAUUGGAAUAUGGGUUUAAUUUAAUUAUUGACUAUAGACAAAAAUACUUAUUGUGUAUAAGUGAUUUCUUUUUGUACUUUUUAAAAAGUCUCCCAUUCUAAUAGAACUAUGAAAAAUAAGUAUUUUAUAUAGUUCUAAUGGAUUUUAUUAUAUAGAACUUGGCUCAAAAAUACCAUGUUACAAACUGUUAGGUACUUUUGGCUAAUUAGGAUGGGCUGUGCUACUUUGCUGAUGCAAACCUAGUCUCUACAGGACAUAGGCUUAAUCUAUCUAUUUUGUCCAGAGUUUAAAAGUGUUUAAAUUAUGAAGUAUUUUAAUCCAUUUGCUGGUGAUUCCAAAUUGGCACCAAGCAAGCUUUCUGGAAGCCUGAAUUAUGAUAGUCAGUGACCACCUUUUAGAAUAUGUAUUUGUUUAAUAACUCUACCACAUUUCUAGCAUGGUCUUUUUAGACCACAACAACAUGCAGACUUACAUUUAAUUACCUACUGCUAAAUUCUGGAAAUGCACAGAAUUCAAUACUAAAUAUAAAAAUGUAUGUUCAGCCCACAUUGAAGUAAUGGGUACAUAUGUAUUCAGUGUGCAUUUACAAUUAAUUGUUAAUUCAGGUUUAGUCUGUCCUUGUUUUAACACUUCAAAAAUGAUACAAGCAAAUAAUUGAAUAUCAGACAUAUUACAGUAAUAAUAUAUUUUCAGGUGUCCAAAAUAACACAAUUAUCAAUAUUCCCAACAAAGAAUAAAAAUAUAAGACUUGUAAGAAAGGACAAAAUAGUCUAUUUUCAAAACAAAUUUUUAUUAGGCAUAAUUUAUAGUUUUCUAGGAAGCUUGAAAAAAUUAUUAGAGAUUGGGCUGUGUAGCUUAUAUUUUAAUUCAUAAAGAAAUAAUCAUAUUUGAGAAGGUGGAGCUGUAUCCUAGAUCAUGUCAUAUAUACAGAUAAUGCCAUUUUCUUGUGUGUGUGGUCUGUUUUUAAUGACCUCCAAAAGCCUUAUUAUAUCAAUCUUUUAUAAUAAUGACUCCCUGAUUACUUAAAUUCUUAUACUUUUUAAAGUAUACUUAUCUCUCAACUACUUUGUUCAUUAUAAAAAACAUGCUAAUCUAUAGGAUUACAGUGCCAAUUGGUAGUUGUAUUGAAAAUUAAGAAUAUAGUAUCUGGGAAGAAAAGUUUGAAAUCCAACAUGUAGAUGUUUCACCACAAAUUGUAUCAAUUCUUUAAAAAGUGAUUUUAUAGAAGUUGUAGGCUACUUUUAUGGUGGAAAUGUAGUUUAGAGAUGCAAAACUUAAAUGUUUACAUCAAUUUUUAUUGACUAUCACAAUUUCAUAGAAGGAAAAGUAGUUUGGUAUUUAAACUAGAUUCUAAGGAAACAAAAUUGAAAUGAAACUAGUUGACUGUGCUUAGUAGACUUACUGUAAUUCUGACUGACCUUAAGAAUUGAUACUUCUACAUAAUAAAUUAUUGGACUUUUAAAAUGUCAUUGUAUAGUCAAUUCAACUGUGUUUUGUUUUUAAAAACAAAGUUUAGGAUCAUUUGUUUUAUUUACACUUUCAUUUUUACAUUAUUUAAUUACAUAUGGAUGUAUGCUUUACAUAAGAAAAGGUUUAUUAAAGAUAUUUAUGCUAUAUUGAAAGUCAUCUUAAGAAUCUUCCAGAUAUUUAGCAUAUUUAAACUAAUUGCAAGACCAAAGAAAAAGCACCUUAAUAAAAAUCUGGUCCUUUGUGCCUUGCUUUACCAAAUAUUUGACUUUUCUGGAAGAAUUACUGUAACUCACAACUGUGGACACAUGGGAAUUAGGACAUUUUAAGAAUAACUAUAAUUCAAUUUUUGAUUGUUUCAACAUUUUUUCUUUAAAUCUAUUAUACAACAGAAUGUUAAAUUAGGUAUAUUAUAUAAACAUUAGCAAACAGUACUUAUUUAAAUAAAUUAUGCCAAUUUUGCCCCAUCAUUGAGCUUUUGAAACUUUAACAAUUGUAUAUAACCGUCAUUUUGUUGUUUUAUUUCUAAGAUAUAAUUUACUGUGAUUUUUUAAAUGUUUUUAAUCAUUUGAAUUCUGAAUUUGUCUAGAUGUCUAUGUAUUUCAUUUAUUUAGAAAGAUUAUUUUGGGUUUGGUAAUGUGAUAUGUAUAUUUAAAUUUUUUAUGGACGUAAUUUAGAGGAUGUAUACAUUGGUCUUUUGUUAAAUAGCUUUUAAACUGAUAAAUUUCUCUCUCUGUCUUUUUUUGUUAUCCAUUUAUUAUCUACUUAGUAGAUUCAUGGAGAGUAUUUUAAUAAAUAACCAUGUAAAUGUC
This is a messenger RNA of Manis javanica (Malayan pangolin), 5151 nucleotides long. RefSeq names its product solute carrier family 35 member A3 (gene SLC35A3). Gene Ontology annotation, biological process: pyrimidine nucleotide-sugar transmembrane transport. Lineage: Eukaryota; Metazoa; Chordata; Mammalia; Pholidota; Manidae. The record is from RefSeq and is a predicted model, not a curated record. Gene Ontology annotation, molecular function: pyrimidine nucleotide-sugar transmembrane transporter activity. Gene Ontology annotation, cellular component: Golgi membrane.